AUGCCCGUCUCACCGCCCGCCGGCGGGGAUAGGGGGCCCUCGGAACGGCAGCGGCGGGUGAGGGGACCGGGGGAGAGCGACACCGCGGGGGGACGACACCGCGCGGCACUUCCGGGCAGCGCCGGAACAGUGCUGGCUCCGAGUCGCGGAUGGGUCUUCCACGGGCUGGACCAGCGCCUCGCCGCCGCCCCUGCCUUGGUGAGCGCCGCGCUGCCCGCCCGGUUCUACGCUGCGGCAGCGAAACCUUCAAAAGAAGGUUCACAAAGGACCAAGAAGGAACAAACAAAAAAGAAACCGGUAACUAGGAGGAGGCCGCUGAUGAGCAAACCUGUGGAUGAUGUCUACUUGACGUGGCUUUACAAGAGGCCAUCCUAUGAUUUGGAGGAGGCUGUGGGAAUGCUAAAGAAGUUUCAGGAACUGGACUUCACUAACCCCAAACAAUAUGUCUAUAUUAAUGUGUUCCUAGAUAUGGCACUAAAGAAGAAAAAAGUGGAGCCAUUUUCCAGCACUGUUCUCCUCCCACAUCGCUUCACAGAUGAAAUCAACAAGGUCCUGGUUUUCACAGAGAAUGAGCAAGAAGCUGAAAUAGCUCGAGAGCAUGGAGCUGCUGUUGUGGGAGGAGUUGAAUUAAUUAAAUGGAUUUUGGAAGGUGAAAUCCAAGUGGACUCCUAUGUAGCUGUUCCUGAAAUCAUGCCUAAGCUGAUACCACUGAGGGGCAAACUGAAACGAAAAUACCCAAACACAAGGAAAAAUUCCCUUGGCCAUGAUAUUCCCCAAAUGCUGAAACUCUACAGAGAAGGCCUUCAGUACUCAGUACAAGAUGAGGAUGUCAUCAAGACAAGGAUAGCAAGACUGCAUAUGCCUGCUGAGCAGAUCAUUGCCAAUCUGAAAACAGUCAUCAAUGAUAUCUGCACAUUCAAGCCAUCAACUUACGACCCUAUUGUGCGGAAGUUGGUCAUCAGAUCUGCAACCAGUGAAGGUUUGAUGUUGAAGCUUAAUGGAAUUCUACCUCAGGUGGAGAAAGGAGAAGGAGAAGUGGAGAAAGGAGAAGGAGAAGUGGAGAAAGAAGGAGAAAUGGAAGAAGAAGAAGAAGAAGAAGAAGGAGUUGCAGAAGAUGAUGAAGAAAAACGUGCCCAGUAAUCUGUUAGUACCUGGUGUGUUUCCUUGUAA
Dryobates pubescens (Downy woodpecker) is the source of this 1170-nucleotide messenger RNA. RefSeq names its product mitochondrial ribosomal protein L1 (gene MRPL1). The record is from RefSeq and is a predicted model, not a curated record. Lineage: Eukaryota; Metazoa; Chordata; Aves; Piciformes; Picidae. The transcript has 9 exons.